Molecule: messenger RNA, 525 nt
Organism: Polistes canadensis
Lineage: Eukaryota; Metazoa; Arthropoda; Insecta; Hymenoptera; Vespidae
Gene: UQCR-Q
Product: cytochrome b-c1 complex subunit 8
Exons: 3
Coding region: 120-368 (82 amino acids)
Biological process (GO): mitochondrial electron transport, ubiquinol to cytochrome c
Source: RefSeq, a predicted model, not a curated record
UAACUUGAUUUGAAUAUAGUGCUUCUCGAAUCCAAAAAGUCGAUUAGAGUGAAGUCAAUAGUAUAUUGAGAUAGUGCAGUCCUGUGCUUCGCUAGUAGUUUCAUCAGACAUUCUUCAAAAUGGGUUUGGAUUUUGGAAAUUUGUACAAAUUAAGAGGGAUCGUUUAUUUCCGUCUCAGUCCUCACGAACAGAAGGCUUUUAAGGGUGUGAUAUCUGAGGGUAUUCCAAAUAUCAUCAGACGUUUCCGAAGCAGUGUAUUCUAUUAUGCACCAACAUUAGGCCUUAACUAUAUGAUAUACUUAUGGGCCAAAGAGUUGGAUCAUAAACUAAGCCGUAAAAAUCCUGACCUGUACAAGGAUGACGUUUAAAUUACUUAUAAGUUAAAUUCAAAUUGAUAAGUAGUAUAAAUUCUCAUCAAAGUUGUUAUAAUUUGUACAAUGAUUAGAUGAAAGUUCCAUGAGCGUAUAGUUCAAUAAAUUAACUAAUUCUUAUUUAAAUUGUGAAUAUAAAUCCAUUAUCAUGUUA